Messenger RNA from Sciurus carolinensis (gray squirrel), 1555 nucleotides. RefSeq names its product epididymal sperm binding protein 1 (gene Elspbp1). Gene Ontology annotation, molecular function: heparin binding. NCBI's taxonomy places the organism in Eukaryota, Metazoa, Chordata, Mammalia, Rodentia, Sciuridae. Bases 287 to 853 code for a protein of 188 amino acids. The record is from RefSeq and is a predicted model, not a curated record. Gene Ontology annotation, cellular component: cell surface. The transcript is spliced from 6 exons.
AGGUUGUGAUGCAACGUUAUGGGUGGGGAAGCAGUUUUGUACAUUACACUGGGGUGCUACUGGGAGGUGGUGGAGCUGAGAGGGCGGUCCCCAGGACCCUAGGGGUGUGCCCAUGAAGGGUAUUAUGGGACCUCAGUCCUUCACACUCUCUCACUUCCUGGCCCUGAGGUGAGUGGUUCUGCUCUGCUACGUGCUCCUGCCAUGAUGUGCUGCCUCACCACAGGCCCAAAGGCAGUGGAACCUCUGAAACUAAAAGAAAGAGGCAUGCAUCUUUCCUUUCACCUACAUGGGGUCUGUUUACUUCACGUGUACCAGAACCAAUAGCCUCUUCCACUGGUGUGCGACCAGGGCGGUUUUUGAUGGCAGAUGGAAGUACUGCACGGCCGAAGAUUACCCUCGAUGUGUCUUCCCCUUCAUCUUUCAUGGGAUCCCCUACAACAGCUGCAUCACAGAUGGAAGCUUGCUGAGCAGGAUGUGGUGCUCAGUCACCUCCAACUUCGAUGAGAUACGUCAGUGGAAGUACUGUGAGAUGAGUGAGUAUGGGGGCAAUUCUUUCGGCAAGCCCUGCAUCUUCCCCUCGGUCUACAGAAAUAAGGUGGUCUCCGCCUGCCUGGAGGAUGACAGCAACAGGCUCUGGUGCCCCACCACUGAGAACAUGGACAAGGACCGGAAGUGGAGCCUCUGUGCGGACAGCAGAAUUUCCUCCUUGGCUCCGGGCUUCCCCUGCCACUUCCCAUUCAACUAUAAAAACAAGAACUACUUCAACUGCACCAAGAAGGGAUCCAAGAACAACCGCGUGUGGUGCGCCACUUCUCACAACUACGACCAGGACCACACCUGGGUGUACUGCUGAGGUUGCGGAGAAGAAAAGCAUCUUCCGAGGAAGACUCCACACUGAGGCUGAAACCUGCUUCAUGUUUUUCCCACCACGUCUUUCAAACUUAGAUAAUCACCUUUAAAAACAGCCUCUUCAUCAUCCUGCUAAAUCACACGGUUCUUCGAGAAGAACAGAGGAAAAAUGUGGCCUAGUCAACCCACAAGGGAUCCUGAAUCUACCUGGGGGCCUGCCUUUCCUGUUUUCUCAAUGUGUUUUGGUGGAAGGAAAAGUUGAUGGCUAGGUUGGUGAAUUUCAUUGGUGGGGGAAUCAGAGUCUCUGUCCAGGGACUCUUAGAAGUACUUGUGGCCUUCUCUCUCUUUCUGGGUAAUCACAGCUUUAGACAGAGCAUUUGUAGGCAUUUAUUAGAUUAUUAAUAAAUAAAUCAGUAAAUGAAGGGAAGGAAUUUCAUUGCAGACGCCUCACUGUCCCUUCCCCACGCCCAUGGCAGACAUCAAUAACUGAUUGCAGAAUCCAGAUGAAUCCCUCGUGACCCAGAUGCAAAUGGAUAUUGUUCUUUUUCUCCUCCCUCUCCUUCUCUUUCUUCCCCUCCUUCUAGAGUACCCUGAGCAACUGCUACCACUGCACCCAGGUAUCAGUGGUAGAUUUUUGCUGUUCAGUCUCUUUUCUACCUACCUGAUAGUCUAAUAACAGUGGUGUUGCACAGAUGGGCAAGAAGCG